Molecule: messenger RNA, 2048 nt
Organism: Exophiala oligosperma
Lineage: Eukaryota; Fungi; Ascomycota; Eurotiomycetes; Chaetothyriales; Herpotrichiellaceae
Product: FACT complex subunit pob3
Exons: 3
Coding region: 168-1886 (572 amino acids)
Cellular component (GO): nucleus; FACT complex
Molecular function (GO): nucleosome binding; histone binding; DNA binding
Source: RefSeq, a predicted model, not a curated record
GACAUCACGGCCACCUCUUCUCCAUCGCCCAUACUCGAAUCUAUCUCCUUUUGUUCUUUCUCAUAUCUUUCAUUCCACCCUCAAGUUUCGACACAAUCUCAUCCUCAUUACCUCUGCCGUAAAUUGUCCUCGUCGCUCGCUGCCAGUGCGCGGCCUUUUGACGAACCAUGGAGACCUUUGAAAACAUCUAUCUCGAUCUUUCGAAACAGGCAGGGCGAUGCAGAUUUGCAGAGAGCGGUCUUGGAUGGAAACCAAGCGGCGGCAGUGAUCCCUUCACGUUGGAUAGCGGUGAGGUCGCUUCGGCACAAUGGAGCAGAGCCUCGAAAGGCUACGAAAUCAAGAUCAUCACCAGAAAUUCCGGAGUCAUACAAUUCGACGGUUUUGAACAAGAAGACUACGACCGCGCUGCAAAGGCAUUCAAGAUUUGGUACGGUCUGAAUCUAGAGAACAAGGAACAUGCUCUACGAGGUUGGAAUUGGGGCAAGGCCGAAUUUGGUAGAGCCGAACUGGCUUUCAAUGUUCAAAACAGGCCUGCCUUCGAGAUACCCUACUCGGAAAUCUCUAAUACGAAUUUGGCGGGCAAGAAUGAGAUCGCAGUCGAGUUCAACCUAACAUCAGAUCCUUCUCAAGACGAAAGCAGGGGCCACCAAGUAGCCAGCACCAAGAACAGAGGGCACAAGGCUGCUGCGGCUCGAGAUGAACUGGUUGAAAUGAGGUUCUAUAUUCCUGGCACAGUCUCGAAGAAGGAGGUCAACGGUGAUGAGGAAAAUGGUGUUGACAACGAAGAGGAAGAGGAGCAAAAUGCCGCGAACUUGUUUUAUGAGACCUUGAUGGAUAAGGCAGAGAUCGGAGAUGUUGCCGGCGCGACAUUUGCUACGUUCCAAGACAUCUUGCACCUCACCCCGAGAGGACGAUUCGACAUCGACAUGUACGAGAAUUCAUUCCGCCUGCGCGGCAAGACAUACGACUACAAGAUCCAGUAUACAGCCAUCAAGAAGUUCUUCAUCCUGCCUAAAAACGACGAGACGCACACACUCAUCACGCUUGGACUAGAUCCACCACUACGACAAGGCCAGACACGGUAUCCCUUCAUCGUGAUGCAGCUCAAGCUGGACGACGAGGUGAAUCUAGACCUGAACAUGACGGAGGAAUUACUCGAGACCAAGUACAAAGAUAAACUGGAUGCACACUAUGAAGCGCCGAUUCACCAUGUCAUUGCAAAGGUCUUCAAGGGUCUUUCAAACAAGAAGAUCAUCAUGCCCUCGAAAGAUUUCGUUAGUCACCACAACAUGAACGGGGUUAAAUGCUCCAUCAAGGCGAAUGAAGGACUUCUUUUCUGCUUGGACAAGAGUUUCAUGUUCGUCCCCAAACCCGCCACAUACGUGCCGAUAGACUCGAUUCAGAGCAUCACUAUGUCCCGCGUAGGCGGAGCCUUGGCAGCGAGCAGGACAUUCGACAUUAGUAUCACGCUCAAGAAUGGGCAAGGCGAACAUCAAUUCAGCAACAUCAACCGCGAAGAGCAGCAGCCAUUUGAGGCAUUCUUCCAGGCCAAGGGAAUAAGAUGCAAGAACGAGAUGGUUGAUGACACUUCGACCAUGUUGAAACAGGCGCUUGAGGAUCCGGACCUUGCUUCCUCCGACGAUGAAGAUGCCGUUGACCGCGGUUCAGCAGACGAAGAUGACGAUUCCCCCGACGAAGAUUUUGAAGACGAGUCUGAUAGUGAUGUUGCUGAGGAGUAUGAUUCUGCUCACGAGAGUAGUGGUAGCGAUGGUGGAAGCGAUACGGAAAUGCGCGAUGCCCGUGCUGACGCCGACGCUGAUGGAGAUGCAGAUAUGGCCAGUGGUGACGAAGAGGAGCGGAGGCCCAAGAAGAAGGCGAAAAACUAAGUGUUGGCAGAACACUUCGGAAUGUUUUAUAGAAAUAGAACACUCCGGAAUACUUAUGUACGUCCAGUAAUGCGAAGAGAUGAGCUGUCCGCUUUCACGCCCCAAGCGGUCUAGCUCGCCGAGAACAGCAUUUGCAUAUUCCCAUAUAUUCAUGCGUUGCAG